Molecule: messenger RNA, 1740 nt
Organism: Geosmithia morbida
Lineage: Eukaryota; Fungi; Ascomycota; Sordariomycetes; Hypocreales; Bionectriaceae
Product: Kelch motif
Exons: 1
Coding region: 1-1740 (579 amino acids)
Molecular function (GO): protein binding
Source: RefSeq, a predicted model, not a curated record
AUGGCAGACUCGACAAGCAGAUCGGCCGAUAGCAGAUCGCCCCUCCAUGCUAGCAAGAACAGCAAAGUGAUCCGAGCCCAGCGCAUCGUCCCGACCAGCAGCAUCGGCAACGGCCAGCACGUCGUCGACCCCGAGACCUCGGACGGAUCUAUUGAGCGCAGCCCGCUCCCCCGGAGCCACACGCCGGGACACCUAUCGGCCAAGAGCGGCAGCGGUUCGCACGAGGCAGGAGCGGCGGCAGCAGCGGCCGCUCGCCGCGUACCCUCGGACCUAUCUGUACGUCAGAGGUCACAGUCGGCCACGGUGGCGGGGGCCUCACCGCGCACCUCGUCCGCGAGACCGGGGACGUCUUCCAACAGCCACGGCGGCGGCGGAAGCAGCAAGUCCAAGCCGCGUCGUGGGGCGACGGUCAACGGCUACCAGCAGCUGGACAACGAAUAUGACGGAGGCAGCGGCGGCGUGGACGAGAAGCUAGCCAGCUACGGGAGGAGAACGGUGGCGGCGACGCGGUCGACAUCAACCACAGCAGGCGGCGGUGGCGGCGGUGGGCAUGCGUCCACCUCGUCUUCUGGGUGGCUGGCAUCGACAUCGGCACCGGGGGCGUCGUCAACGGCGGUGGCGACGACGACGUCACGAACGCCGACGAGCACCUCGCAACCGCCGCGGGGACAGCACACGGCGUUCCCGCCGCUCCAGAAGCCAGGAGACGCGCCCGACGUGCCGCAAGCUCCCGCGUCGGGCAUGUACUGGUCCCGGGCGCCCACAUCGGGGGUUCCGGUGCCGUGUCUGCGGGCGCACGCCACGGCGGCCAUCGGGUCGAGCAUCUACGUGUUUGGCGGGUGCGACGCCCGGGCGUGCUUCAACGAUCUCUACGUGCUGGACGCCGACACGUUCCACUGGUCGCGGCCGCACGUGGUGGGCGAGGUGCCGACGCCGCUGCGGGCCAUGACGUGCACGGCCGUGGGGCGCCGGCUGGUCAUGUUCGGCGGCGGCGACGGGCCGGCCUACUACAACGACGUGCACGUGCUCGACACGGCCAACUUCCGAUGGACGCGGCCGCGCAUAGUGGGCGACAGGGUGCCGCCGAAGCGGCGGGCGCACACGGCGUGCCUGUACCGCAGCGGCAUCUACGUUUUUGGCGGCGGCGACGGCGUGCGCGCCCUCAACGACGUGUGGCGCCUCGACGUCAGCGACAUGACCAAGAUGUCUUGGAAGCUUGUGUCGGCCCCCGACACGCCGGCCGCCGCCGCCGCCGCCGUCGGCACCCCCGCCUCGCGCCGGCUCAAGCCCCGCGCUCGCGGCUACCACACCGCCAACAUGGUCGGCAGCAAGCUCAUCAUCUACGGCGGCUCCGACGGCGCCGAGUGCUUCGACGACGUCUGGGUCUAUGACGUCGACGACCACACCUGGCGCCACGUCGACGUGCCCGACCGCUACGGCCGCCUCUCCCACACCGCCACCAUCGUCGGCUCCUACCUGUUCGUCGUCGGCGGCCACGACGGCAAGGAUUACGUCGACGACAUCCUCCUCCUCAACCUCGUCACCAUGACCUGGGAUCGCCGGAAGGCCUACGGACGCCCCCCCUCGGGCAGGGGCUAUCACUCCGCCUUGCUGUACGAUAGUCGGCUGGUCAUCAUCGGCGGCUUUGAUGGCACCGAUGUCUUUAGGGAUGUCAUGAUCCUUGAACUUGCUGUUCAUGCCUAUUAUUCUCAAAUUAGUCACUUUACCAUUGAAGUGUGA